Messenger RNA from Anopheles coustani, 420 nucleotides. RefSeq lists its product as uncharacterized. Lineage: Eukaryota; Metazoa; Arthropoda; Insecta; Diptera; Culicidae. The record is from RefSeq and is a predicted model, not a curated record. Bases 1 to 420 code for a protein of 139 amino acids. The transcript has a single exon.
AUGUCGGUGAAUCCGUGCAAGCACGGCGACCGGGAGAAGGACCAGAACAACAACUUUGUCAACGCGAGCGCCCACGGUGGGGCGGGCCACGAUCGGGAGGGUCGGGCGCGCAGGGCCGCCACCCGUGCGUCCGCGUUCGCCGGCGACGAGCAUCCGCAGACGCGUUCGGUCGGUUCCCGGUCGGCCACCAGCUACGGCUAUGGGAACGGCCAGCAGGGGGCGCACGGGGGCCAACCGGCGGCACGGGCCGGCGGUGAGGGAACGGGCCCGAUGGGUGGUGGCGGUGCGGGUGGUGGGCCGGGCGGGCCGCAGGUGACCGCCAAAGUGAUGUGGGGCAAUGUCAGUGCCAUCAAGGAGCUGCGCGACAAGGAGCAGAGCGAGCGGCAGCUGGGUACUAGGGCCGCUGGAAGGCGGCAGUGA